AUGCAAACCGCUUCCAAGAUCUUUGUCAUUGCUGGCCCCUCUGGUUCUGGAAAGUCUACUCUUCUCAAGCGUUUAUUUGCCGAAUACCCUGAUACGUUUGGCUUUAGCGUUUCUCAUACCACUCGUUCUCCUCGUGCUGGUGAAGUGAAUGGCAAGGAUUAUCAUUUCGUCGCCAAGGACGUGAUGGAACGUGAAGUGGCCGACGGCAAGUUUAUUGAAAGUGCUACUUUUUCAGGCAACAUGUAUGGCACUUCGGUCAAGGCAGUGGAGGAUGUGGUAGAAACCGGCAAGGUGUGCAUGCUUGAUAUCGAUAUGCAAGGUGUCCAAGCAGUGAAAAAGACCAACCUCAACCCUCGUUACAUUUGUAUUCGUCCACCCUCAUUGGAAAUCUUGGAACAACGUUUGCGAGGACGUGGUACUGAAAAGGAAGAAGGUGUCUUGGCUCGUUUGGAAGCUGCCACUCGUGAAUUGGAAUACGCUGAACAACCUGGCGUCUUUGAUCGCAUCAUUGUGAAUGAUGAUUUGGAAGCUGCUUACAAGUCCCUGAAGGAAGCUAUCUUUACCCAAUAG
Molecule: messenger RNA, 570 nt
Organism: Lichtheimia ornata
Lineage: Eukaryota; Fungi; Mucoromycota; Mucoromycetes; Mucorales; Lichtheimiaceae
Product: guanylate kinase
Exons: 3
Coding region: 1-570 (189 amino acids)
Biological process (GO): purine nucleotide metabolic process
Cellular component (GO): cytosol
Molecular function (GO): GMP kinase activity
Source: RefSeq, a predicted model, not a curated record